Hydra vulgaris (swiftwater hydra) is the source of this 1681-nucleotide messenger RNA. RefSeq lists its product as uncharacterized. The record is from RefSeq and is a predicted model, not a curated record. NCBI's taxonomy places the organism in Eukaryota, Metazoa, Cnidaria, Hydrozoa, Anthoathecata, Hydridae. Gene Ontology annotation, molecular function: protein binding.
UAAAAAUAAAGUAAUAAUUAUACGCAAAAAUUAAAAUCAUUAACUUAACAAAAAAAAUGUUUGUUUUUAUGCUCUCAUUAUGUAUUAACUAUCAAUAUUGUGAAGCAUUCUCAAAUAUUGCAGUUAGUUCAUAUCUAAAUGAAAACAUACAAAUAGCUGUUAUUGGAUGGUCAAAAAUAUCAUCUUGGUCUGUUUCAGCUGGGUUUGGUCACUUUACUUCAUCAAGCAUAUUUAAUACAUCAGAUUUUAAAGUAUCACAAUCUGGGAUAUACCAAGUGUUUACUACAAUAACUUUUUCUGGUGCUCAAAAUGGUGUUUUUAAAGUAGCAUUAGUUAGUAAUAAUGACUUAGUUAACAGUCACCCUGGCCUUUCCAGCUCUUUUCAAGAUUCAGUUGGAUACAAAGGUUUAUCAGUAUAUGGAACAACUCGCUUGUUCUCUGGUGAUGUUGUAUCAGUUUAUGUAUUUUCUGACUUAGACCAAAGUUGGAUAAUUUGGGGAGGUUCUGAAUCAACCAUUUGUAUACAAUUUGUUAGCUUUUACAACCAAGCUCCUGGUUUUUCUUCAUAUUUGACUCAAGAAUAUUACAUAGAAAACAAUGAUUGGAAUAGUAUUUUAAAAUGGAAUGCUAAAGGUAAGCCUGGCUUGUUUAAGAGCAGAACUGGGUUUUCUCAAGAUGUUGGAAAGUUUGUAUCUAUUUGUGAUGGUAUUUAUCAGUUUUCAGCAAAUAUUCUAAUUUCUGCUUCUAAGAGUGGUCAUUAUGAUAUUGGUAUUCUAUUAAAUGGGGUACCAGAUGGUAGCAUUACUGGAUCUGAUAUUGGGUCAGAUCCACAGAGUUUGUUAUUUUCUCUUAGUAUGUCUAUAUCAUUAAAGUUAAAUAUUGGAAAUUCAGUGGUCAUCGUAAGCAGAGGCACAGAGAGCUAUAUUGUUAAAAUGCAAAGUGGCUUUUUUGGUAUAUUGGUAAAUGAAGGUGGAUCAACACCAGGAAUUUCAAGUAUACUUACAGCGCCAAUUGUUGAUUAUGGAGGAUCAUGGUUGACCAUUCCUAUACCAAUUCCGACAUCUGGUUAUGGACAAUUUCAAACGCCUAGCAACAGUGUAAAAAGUAAUGGAAGGUUUUCAUUUACUCAAACACAAGUUUUUAUAAUCAGUGCAAUAAACAAUGUUCAAACAUCAUCUUCAUCAUUAUCUUUGAUACUUUCUCUGCAAAAUGAAUCAUCAACAUUUUCUAACCAAAGAACAGGAUUGUUUACAACUAACCUUAGAACAUCAAAAAUUUCAAGUUACAGUACUGCAGGUAUCCUUGUGUUACAGGCUGGCCAACCUUUUUUUAUAUAUUUAUAUCUUACAUCACCAGGAACUUAUUCCAUACAACCUGGGAGUCGAGUCUGUGUUGCUGCAGUUCAACAAGAGUAUGAAUCUUUUAAUGUAAUCGUUCCUUCUUCUGUAAGUAAUUAGAAAUCUUUGUUGUUUUUAUGAUUUUUUAUAAACAGAAUUAUUGUCUAUAUAAUCUAUAUUUAAUUAUUGUCUAUAUAAAAUUGUUUACUUACGAUGGCAAUUUUGCUACUUCAUUUUGUUAAAACCAUUACCCUUAAGUUAUACUAAUUGCAGAAGUACAUAAAAUUUUAUCCUUAUUUUAAAGGCUUUAAAAAACAAAUAUAUAAAAAGAUGUUUUCUUACAU